Purpureocillium lilacinum is the source of this 723-nucleotide messenger RNA. RefSeq lists its product as uncharacterized. The record is from RefSeq and is a predicted model, not a curated record. Gene Ontology annotation, biological process: sterol biosynthetic process. Gene Ontology annotation, cellular component: endoplasmic reticulum; membrane. Gene Ontology annotation, molecular function: cholestenol delta-isomerase activity; C-8 sterol isomerase activity; steroid Delta-isomerase activity. NCBI's taxonomy places the organism in Eukaryota, Fungi, Ascomycota, Sordariomycetes, Hypocreales, Ophiocordycipitaceae.
AUGGAGGCCUUGAACACGACGCCGCACGGCUAUUACCCGCUUGGCGUAGAGCUGCCGCACUAUGUCGCCAACGAAAGCUCCGUUGUUUCGCUGAUUGCUCGCUUUGGCUUCCAAUGGGCGGCUGUGCUCGUCGCCUCCUAUCAGCUUUUCGGCUACCUGCGGCCAACAGCGAAACUUUCAGAUCGGAUCGCGUUUACUUGGAUGUGUUUGACCGGGUUCAUUCACCUCUUCUUCGAAGCCCAUUUCGUGUCGAACCACAAGACGCUUGCUGCCGAUCAGUCCCUGUGGUCCCAGCUAUGGAAGGAAUAUUCUCUAUCUGACUCUCGGUACUUGACGUCUGACACGUUCCUCUUGUGCAUGGAAGCUGUCACCGCGUUUGCUUGGGGUCCGUUGGCCUUCCUCAUUGCCUAUUGCAUCGUGGUGCAACACCCCGCCAGACACGCUCUGCAACUUAUAAUCUCGACCGGUCAGAUCUACGGCGACGUCCUCUACUACGCGACGAGCCUCCUCGAGAUAUCAUACUGCCGGCCAGAGCGAUACUACUUUUGGUUUUACUACUUCUUCUUCAACUUUAUCUGGAUGGUCGUGGGUUGCUAUUAUGUCAAGCAAAGUGUUACUGAGAUUUGGAGCGUCUUCGACAAAGUCAAGAAGGCCGAGAGCUUUGCGAAUAAUGAGAAGCGUUUCGCCAAGGGCGAGGAAGCCAUGGAACAGAAAAGGAAGUAG